CAUGACGGGCGGACGGACAGAGUGACGGGCUGGGGCGCCGCUGCUCCGCACGGAUUAUUCGCCGCGCGCCGGGGGGGGACGCAGGAGACCACCGACCCAGCGACCCGCAGCGGGGCGGGGACGGCGCCGCGCCGCGCUGCCAGGAGGGUCCCCAGCCCCCGCCGGCGGACGGUGAGCGCGUCGGGCGCUGGAGGAGCCCGGCCAGGUUAGUUUAUUGACCGUGAGGAACCACGGACACUUUGUGCCCUGAUGGGGGACUCAGGAUCCAGACGAUCGACUCUAGUAUCUCGGUUGCCAAUAUUCAGGAGAAGUGUUAGCCGGAGACACGACUCCCUUCCUUCCUCUCCUUCUUCUGCUAAUGCCAUCGGUGCCCACACUUCCUCUCCAUCCAGCACAAACUCCAGCUCAGGGAGCACAGGAAAGCGCCGGAGUAUUUUCCGCACUCCUUCCAUUAGCUUCCAUAACAAGAAAGGGAGUGAGCAGAAGCAGGACUCAGCUAAUCAAAAUGUUAACAUCUCAAAUGGUGCCCAGUCCUCUCUCAGCACUUUUCAAAAACUCAGCUUAGAGGAGCACAUAAAAAGCAGAGGAAGACAUUCAGUUGGCUUUGGCAGCUCACGUAGCAAGAAGAUAACAAGGUCUUUAACAGAUGAUUUUGAAAAGGGAAAGGAACCCUCAGCUAAUAAAAAUGUCUUCAUAAAUUGCAUAAGCUCUGGGAAGAAUGAGGGUGAUGAUUCGGGCUUUGCGGAGGAGCAGAGCCGAUAUUCUGUCAAACAGUCCACACGAAAACUUCUCACUAAAUCUUUUUCAUCACACUACAGAUUUUCCAAACCAGUUCCAGAGAGUCAGUCAGUUUCCUCUGUGCAGCAGUCCAGGUGCUUGCUGGAAGUUAAAUCCUAUGUGGAAAGCGAACCUGUGAUUGCCAAGUCCUCUCCUCCAUGCUCAGCCGAGACAACAGAGUGCAUGGGAAGCUCUUUGCAGUCCCCUCUGCUCUCAGCUGACCUCACAGCUGCCCAGACCCCCUCUGACUUUGUUGCCCUGACGGAGGAUUCUGUUUCAGAGGUUGAUGGUCUGCCCAGCAGUGGGCCUGGUGCACUGCUCGCAGAGGAUUUUGGCCAUGAUGUCUCUACCUCUCAUGUCUUCUUUAAUCCUGAUGCUGCUCCUGCAAGGGAAAUGGAUUUUGUGGAAAGUACUGUCCAUUCUGCUGGUGUAUCUCCUGCGAGUCACGCGAGCUCGUGUACUGUCGGAUCUAAUACCUUAUUCAAAACCUCAGCUGCUAAUCAAGCAAAAGUACUGUUACAAGCCAAUGGACUGCAUAUUAAUGAUGCCAGGCACAUAGAAAAAAUUCAUGUGGACAAUGCACAUUUAGAAACCUUUGUGUUACAGCAUAGUGAAGAACCAGUGAUACUCUCUCCAAAGGCACGAGGGUUGACUGGGGACAGAGAUGAAAGAACGCCGUCCAAGCACAUGAGAGACCCAAUUUCUGUAACGGAGUCUAAGAACGUUCCAUGUUCUGAACCUCAGUCCUUUAAAACACAGCAGGGUUAUGAAAUGAACAAUCCUAAAGUUGAUCUUGCCAAUAGCUUCAGUCCAUGCCGGGAAGGCAGAUUUGUUGAGAAGCGGUUGAGAUCCUCUUCGGAAGGUACUGCUGGAGGCAGUCGGCUGAUCAUAAAACCAAAGGAUGGAAAUGCGGAGGAGCUGAACAGCCUACGGAAGCAGAGGGCAAGCUCGUCCUCUUCAAAAAUGAACAGCAUGGAUGUUUUGAAUAACUUGGGUUCCUGUGAGUUGGAUGAAGAUGACCUAAUGCUUGACUUGGAGUUCCUAGAAGAACAACAUCACCAUCGUUCUGUUUGCCGGGAAGACUCGUACCAGUCAAUAGUCUCAUGUGCUGCUGUAGUACUUACGCCUGUAGAGCCAACGGUGGAUACAAGGAAAAAAGAACAGACGAUAAUGCCGGAUGUGUCCAAACAGAAUCUAUCUCUGAAGCUGUCAAAGGAGGUAGACCAAGCAGAAGCCAGGUACCCUCGUGUUAGCCAGCUGGCUGGCAGCCCAUCCAUGGAGUGGCCUUUCACCGGUCUAGAAGAAGGUGGAGGCAUUGAAUCUUUGCCCUUCAGAUUGAUGCUGCAAGACUGCACAGCUGUAAAGACAUUGCUUCUGAAAAUGAAGAGGGUUCUUCAAGAGAGUACAGACAUGAGUCCAGCUAGUAGUACCACCUCACUCCCUGUUAGCCCUCUCCCUGAGGAGCCAUUAUUUUUCAAGGAUGGAAUAAAAGAUGAAUGCUCGGUACUGAAGCUGCAGCUGACGGAGAGAGAUGAACUCAUAGCCCAACUUCGUGAGGAGCUGGAAAAGGCUCAGUGCUUUCAGAAGGCUCUUCCUUCCCAAGCAGAUAAAUCCACGCAGACAGAACUUGUAUGCCAUGAUGGCACAGCAUUUGGAAGUGCUCCUGUACCUUCUCGCAGGCAAUUAUACUACAUAUCCAAUCAGAAUGGUGAGCCAAAAUCUCAGCACAAGGGACAGAAAGUCAGCACAUACUCCCACCGAGGACCCUUUUAGACACCCGUCAGGCAACCAAGCAGCAGCCUAUGAAAGCAAGAGCUGUCAGCUGUCUAAUUUGUGUCUGAGUAACCUGCUAAAAGAGAAGGAGAUCGUGGAAGUCAUCAAGCAUACUAG
This is a messenger RNA of Chiroxiphia lanceolata (lance-tailed manakin), 2667 nucleotides long. It is a transcript of the gene CCSER1, whose product is annotated as coiled-coil serine rich protein 1. The coding region runs from base 250 to 2550 and encodes 766 amino acids. The transcript has 11 exons. The record is from RefSeq and is a predicted model, not a curated record. NCBI's taxonomy places the organism in Eukaryota, Metazoa, Chordata, Aves, Passeriformes, Pipridae.